UGUGACCCGGAGUGGCACGUGACGGAGCAUGGUGUCCUCUAGAGCGGGGAAAACAAACACUCCGCCCGAACGGCCAGCUCCUUCGAGCGAAGCGAGCGGACACCGCGCGUCCAAACUGAACUGUCAGCUGUAGCAGGAGUCCUCUGCCGAGUACCAACCAGCUCGACAGAGACACCCGGAAGGCACGAAAGUCAAUUUGAGAAAGCAGCAUGAAUCGCUUUAAGACCUCCAAAUUCAAAAACACAACUCCGAAAAUUGCCAAGAAAGACGGAUGGAUCAACAAUGUCCGAGCCGGUUCCUUCUCCUGCCAGGGGAACCACAUCAAAGCCAGCUCCAAGCUGGUGGCCUUCAACACCGAGCAGGCUGGUGGAGGGAUGCUGGGCCUGUCCUCAGUCAAGCCUGGUGCAGAUGGCCAAUGGACAGUCACCCAGAUUUCCUGCCACUCUGAUCUGGUGACUGAUAUGGACUUUUCUCCUUUUGAUGAAAGUCUCCUGGCAACAUGCUCUGGAGAUGAAACGGUGAAGCUGUGGCGUUUGUGCGACCCAGAGCUGCAGCAGCCCGGCAGUCCUGAGCUCACCCUGCGCCCAGGUCACGGCCGGCUGGAGCUGGUGGCUUUCCAUCCCACCUCCUCUGGCCUGCUGGCUGUUGGCGCCACCAAGUCCCCCCUGCUUUGGGACACCAGCCGCCAGGAUGCACCUCUCGCAGUUCUGGAGCAGCACGGUGACCAGCUGCAGAGUCUGAGCUGGAAACGGGAUGGUUCACUGCUGGCUUCCUCCUGCAAGGACAAGAUGCUGCGCGUGUUCGACCCGAGAGCUCAGCUGACACCUGUUCAGAGUGCCAAGAGCCUUCAGAACAACAAGGAUUCAAGGAUCCUGUGGGCCAAAGAUGACUUUUUAAUCACCACUGGCUUUGAUUCGAUGCGUGGCCGGGAGGUACGGCUCUGGGACAUGAAGAAGCUGAACUCCUCGCUCAGCACGGUGUCGCUCGGCACUUCCAGUGGGACACUGAUUCCUCUGUUCGAUGAUGACACCGGGCUGCUCUUACUGGCCGGCAUGGGAGACACGGUGAUUGAUUGCUUUGAGGUGUCGUCCUCUGAGCCUCUCCUCUCGCAGGUGAGCCACUGUCUGACAGACACCUCGACGCGAGGAGUUGCCAUGGUGCCCAAGCUGGCGCUGGAUGUCAUGUCCUGCGAAGUGAUGCGCGUGCUUCAGCUGACAGACAGCUGCAUCGUGCCAAUCAGCUACCAAGUCCCUCGCAAGGGUUCAGGCCAGGAGUUUCAUGAUGACCUUUACCCAGAUACGGUGGGCACAACUUCAGCCAUGUCUGCUGACGAGUGGUGGCAGGGAGGGAACAAGCAGGUGGAGAGAGUCAGCCUAAACCCAGACAAGCAGCCCAAACCGAAGGCUGCACCAGCAAAAGAGAUGCCUGCAAAGAAGGAGCUGGCCAGCAGAGGGAGCAAGGAGGAUCCGGCACGUGGCUGCUCCACCUCCAGUAGUCCUCUGAGCACUCCCAGCAGCAGUGCUGCCCCGUCCCGCUCUCCCUCCUCCACCUCAGGCCUCUCCUCGGGCUUCCUCCCCAGCCCCAGUCCCAGCCAGAGCGCCAAGGCCAUCCAAAACCUGCUGGGGCCAACCUCCAAGUUCCGUCACAUCCAGGGUGCGGUGAUGCACCGAGACACACACAUCACUAACCUGCGAGGCCUCAACCUCACGACUCCAGGCGAGAGCGACGGAUUCUGUGCCAACAGCCAGCGUGUGGCCGUGCCCCUCGCUAUCUCCGGGGGCCAGAUCGCCAUCCUUGAGCGCUCUCAGCCUGGCAGGCUACCAGACACGUCCAUGCCCACCAUCCAGAACUCUGUAAAUGUGGUUGACUUCUCCUGGGACCCCUUUGACACACACCAGCUCGCAGUUGCUGGUGACGAUGCAAAGAUCCGGGUGUGGCAGGUACCAGAAGGAGGGCUGACGGAGACGCUGACUGAGCCUGAAGUCAUCUUGCAAGGCCACACAGAGAAGAUUUACUCCAUCAAGUACCACCCUCUGGCCAGCGGACUGCUGGUGUCUUCUUCUUACGACCUCACAGUCAGACUGUGGGACGUGGACAGUGGAGAGGAGGUCAAAAUCCUCAGUGGACACCAGGACCAGAUCUUUGGGAUGGCGUGGAGCCCAGAUGGAAAGCUCCUGGCCACGGUGUGUAAAGACGGGAAAGUUCGCAUCUAUGACCCCCGCAAGUCUUCUGAACCAGUGCAGGAGGGCCCAGGUCCUGAGGGCCACAGAGGAGCUCGUGUGGUGUGGGUGUGUGAGGGCAAGUACCUGCUGGUGUCCGGGUUUGACAGUCGCAGCGAGAGGGGACUCUACCUGUAUGCCGCUGACUCCCUGUCCACCGGAGCCAUAGACAGCGCCAUGGUGGACGUGUCCCCCUCCACCCUCAUCCCUUUCUACGACCCUGACACCAGUGUGGUCAUCCUCACUGGGAAAGGUGACACCAGAGUGCACAUUUAUGAGGUGGUGACUGAGGCGCCGCACUUCAUGCCGUGCAGCAGUUUCAACUCUCCUGAGCCGCACAAGGGCUUGGCCUUUCUGCCCAAGACGGAGUGCAACGUGCGUGAUGUGGAGAUCGCUGUUGCACUCAUGCUCACCAAGACCACCAUCGAGCCGGUGGCCUUCAGAGUGCCGCGGGUCAAGAAAGAGUUCUUCCAGGACGACGUGUACACAGACACGGCCGUCUGUUGGGAACCGGCGCUGACUGCCUCCGCCUGGUUGUCUGGCAUGAAUGGCCAUCACAAAAAGAUCAGCCUGAAGCCUAAAGACAUGACGCCAGUGAGUGAGGCCCCCAAAGAGGCUCCAGUCAGAAAGUACCUGCCCUCAUCUGUUUACCUGGAGGAGAAGACUGAUGAACAGAAGAAAGAAGAGUUGCUCAGUGCCAUGGUGGCUAAAUUGGGGAACAUGGACGACCCGCUGCCACAGGAGUCCUUCGAGGGGGUCGACGAGGACGAGUGGGAUGACUAGAGGUGACAUCAUCUUGCCUUCGGUUCGAUCACGGUGCCAACGACAGGAGAGAGGAGAGAGCGGAUCAAAUGUAAAGUUGCCAUGUGUGCGUGCGAUGGUGCCACCCAAACAACCUCAGUCAGUCCACAUCUCAGCAGCCCACUGCACACACAAAGAAUACUGUACAAUGUGAGAGUAUAAAUGAUUUUGGGGAAGUAAAAUUACAAUAACCACAACACUUUCUGAUAUCAGUACGUAUCACAGCAUCUGUUAAGGUUUAGGAGAUCAAAAAUCAUGUCUUGUAGUUGGUGUGCAUCAUGUCAGACUGCAUGAAAUCGCUGUAAAUUUAGAUAGAUAUUUCUGGGAUAAAUGAUGUAGUAACUGCUUUGUUAAUAUUAAUGUAGACUGGAAAUGAAACCCAAUUGUACAAGAUGAUAACACAGUGGUCAGCACAAGAUGAAUUAUUAAAUAUCAGGCAAUCAAAGCAAUAAUACUUUGGCUUAAUGCUACAUUACCAGUUACACUGAUGACAAACAACUGUUAUUACAAAUGGAUUUUAGCACAGCUUUUCUUUCUGUCCGUGGUAUGUGGUCAUGGUGUAAGCAUGAUAAUGAUAAUGGUCUCCUCUUGUACCCAGUCUGUUAUUUCCUGAUUUCAAAGACACCAGGUCGUGAUACCAUCGCAAACAAAGUUGUUAUCUGUGUGCACAUUUACCUCCACAGUGGACCACUGCUUGCUUUUUUUUUCUUUUUCUUUUUUUUUUCUUUUUUCUACUGGCCAGUCUUAUGAGCACGCUCAGUCACAAUGUGUCUUUAAAGAUGUAAAAUAAAAAUGAUAAUAAAUAAAUAGGAAAAGUGAACGUCAUGCAUCUGAUAACAAAAACCUUCGUCUUCCGGUUUGGUCAGGUAAAAAAAAAACAAAAAAAAACACACACACACACUGUAACAUGUUCAAGCCUUCAGCAGCAAAAACCACACCGAGGAUACAACAGGGUCACCAGUGCUCAUGUUUGGCCAUGAACUGGAAUUUCUAAUGACAUCAAGUUCACUAAACAAAGAUUUUACCAUGAUAAUGUGUUACUGUUUGUGUACAAGUUUGAUUUGAUUGAAUGUUUUUGCCAUACGUAGGGGUUAAAGGUCAAUGAAACUGAGAUGUUGUUAUGCAUUAAAAGCCAAACCAGAGGGGCCUUUGUAUACUCUGAGAUGAUGGUUUCCUUUCUUCUUAGCGGGGUGUUUUUUUAGUCAGGAUCUUUGUUGGUUUCGGUGAUAUUUAUCACUUAAAUGAGCUAAUUUUCUCAUCUUGUGUUUACUAGGACAAAGUAAUUAUGGUGUUAAUUAGACAACAACAGUACAGUAUUAAUAACUUACGAUGCAGCCAUAACAGCCAUCCUGUAAUCUUCCAAUCAGGGCUACAGCAAUAUCAAUAACAAUAAUCCAGGCUUGAACCCACCGAGUUUGUUUACAACCUCUGAUGGACUGAAAUAAACCCUUCAGCCAUGCAUGGUCGUGCGCAUCAUGUUGUGAACUGCAGGUGUCGUCAGUGUUUGUGUGAUGGUGUACUGUACGUGCUUGUGAUUCUCAGAUGCUACGCUUCGUGAAAGUUGGGACUGGAUUAACUUCCAUUGUGUUAAAAGAAAGAAAGGACUUCCUUUUUAUACAUUGAGUAAAGCAUUGUUGUUUAUUCUGUCUUGAGUAAAGGUUUGUGGAUUUUUUUCAAAGCUGUCUUACAAUAAACACCUUUUGAACCCAGUA
This is a messenger RNA of Acanthopagrus latus (yellowfin seabream), 4732 nucleotides long. RefSeq names its product coronin 7 (gene coro7). The record is from RefSeq and is a predicted model, not a curated record. The coding region runs from base 210 to 3002 and encodes 930 amino acids. Gene Ontology annotation, molecular function: protein binding. The transcript is spliced from 28 exons. NCBI's taxonomy places the organism in Eukaryota, Metazoa, Chordata, Actinopteri, Spariformes, Sparidae.